AUGUCAACAGCUAGAAGAACAGAUGAAGGUCACGACGAACCGGUCGAUGGCUCGUCGAGGAUACCAGCUGCAACACCAAGCUCCUAUGAUCAUGGCAUAGAUCGCGGGAGUCCGAUCGCCGAGUCAGAGUUCGGAGGUAGACAGAGGUCGCCGUCGUACUCAAUUCGAAUCCGCCAAGCCGGGGGUCCAAACAGUAUAGACAACUUCGCACGGUCAUGGCAGAGAGCCGCGGCCUUCCCAGAAGUCAUACCACGCCGGUCGUCGUUUAUCUCCACGUACUCGGACGAUGAAUUCGGCAUUGCCACCGGCCAAGAAUAUGGGUCAAGAAGUUCUCCAUCCUGGGGUCAGCACUCGGAUGUGGACCGGCCUCUGCUUCGGGGGGACUCGGACUCGGACCAGGAUGAUGAGGGUGCACAAGCGCCUGAGUCUUCCAAGAGGGCAUUACCUAGUACUGGGCUGCUUGCUUCAUCGUUUGAUAGAAGUUUUGCGGCCUCGUAUGGCACCGUCUCCUCACGGAUGAGCGCGUCGACACGGAGGAAUGCGAUUCAAUUCCACCGAGAGCUCCAUCCCCAAGCGCAUGUGGAUGGUUCUGGAGAUUUGGACCGAGGCCCAUUGCUUGUCAAGCAUGUCCAACACGAAGAUGGGACCCAGGAGGAUAUUAUCGUCGGGCAAUCAACUGUUCCCCAGACUAUCUUCAACUCAGUUAAUGUGCUAAUCGGUAUCGGUCUGCUGAGUCUUCCAUUGGCGAUGAAGCAUGCCGGGUGGAUUUUGGGAUUGAGUUUCCUUGUCUUCUCGGCAGUUGCUACGUCCUAUACAGCCAAGAUUCUGGCAAAAUGUCUGGAUGUCGACCAGAGCGUUCUCACGUAUGCUGAUCUGGCUUAUAUCAGUUUCGGGCAACAUGCCCGUUUGGUAACCAGUUUUCUGUUCUGCUUGGAACUUCUAGGAGCGUGCGUGGCGCUGGUUGUGCUUUUCGCAGACAGUUUAUAUGCCCUGGUACCAGGGCUGAGCAUCCUCCAAUGGAAGAUCGUCUGUGGAGUUGUGCUUGUACCGCUCAACUUCCUGCCCCUACGAUUCCUGAGUAUUACCAGCAUAUUGGGUAUAAUUUCGUGCACAUCAAUCGUGGCACUCAUUUGCAUCGAUGGCCUUAUCAAGCCAGAUGCACCCGGCUCAUUGCGGCAGCCAUCUAAUACAUUCCUCUUCCCCGAGAAUUGGGCUACGCUCCCUCUGAGUUUUGGUCUAAUUAUGUCACCAUGGGGUGGCCACGGUGUCUUCCCUAACAUUUACAGAGAUAUGAGGCACCCUCAGAAAUACGGGAAGAGUCUUUCAGUGACCUAUAUUUUCACAUUUGCUUUGGACUGCUCAAUGGCGAUCAUUGGUUGGCUCAUGUUUGGCGAUAUUGUCCGCGACGAAAUCACUGCGAACAUUCUCACCAUCACUGACUACCCGCAGUCCAUAUCCGUCUGCAUUGUAGUCUUCAUUGCAAUCAUCCCGCUCACGAAAGUGCCACUGAAUGCCCGCCCUCUUGUGGCCACAUUUGAAGUUCUUUGUGGACUGGGAGGCAGCCAUGUGCCUCCUGAAAAUGGCCCGGAUACACUACAAACAAUCGCACGGGCAAUGGUCCGCAUUUUUGUAGUGGCCGUGAUUGUUACUUUGGCGGUUAUCUUCCCGGCUUUCGACCGUAUCAUGGCUUUCCUGGGAUCGUUCUUGUGCUUCACGAUCUGUAUCAUCUUCCCUCUUGCAUUUUAUCUCAAGAUCUUUGGAAAGGAGAUCAGUCGAGGCGAGUACAUCCUGGAUUGGAUUCUGCUCAUCUUCUCCUCGAUACUGGCAGCUGUGGGGACCAUCUGGGCCUUCUUGCCACAAGACAUGCUCUCUGCAAACUAG
Molecule: messenger RNA, 1881 nt
Organism: Penicillium griseofulvum
Lineage: Eukaryota; Fungi; Ascomycota; Eurotiomycetes; Eurotiales; Aspergillaceae
Product: putative transporter
Exons: 6
Coding region: 1-1881 (626 amino acids)
Biological process (GO): amino acid transmembrane transport
Cellular component (GO): vacuolar membrane
Molecular function (GO): amino acid transmembrane transporter activity
Source: RefSeq, a predicted model, not a curated record